AUGUUCCGGUGUGGAUCUAAAGAGUACAUUUCCAUAGAGCAGAGGUGCGACAAGGUGGACAACUGCUACGACCACAGCGAUGAGCGCGGGUGUGACUACGACCUCCUGGCGGACACCAUGUUCAAAUGUGAGACUUCCGGUAUGUUGGCUUAUUCCUUUGUGUGUGACGGCAUAGACGGGUGUCCAGACGCCACUGACGAGGCGAUGUGCAAGAUCCCGGACAAAGCAAGCCUGGGGCUCACUAUGACGGUAUGCACGGACGGAAUGCUGUUGGAGAAAAGAAGAGUUUGUGACGGCCUGGAGGACUGUCUUGAUGCAUCGGACGAGGAAGACUGCACGGAAUGCCAUUCCAGGACGUCUCUGUGUCCCAUGAUUGCCUGCUUGCCGUUUAACUGGACGACAGACAACGAAAUCGACUGCCCCAUUCGAGAUUUGAAGGGCAAGCCCGCCCCUGAAAGUGUGUUCAGAGAGAACGUCUUCCUUUCGAAGCCUCCGCCUGGGGUUAUCUUUCCUGACGGUUACGGAAAGUUUGACACCGGGCCGUACUUCAAAGAGGGCGGGUUCUGCCCCGACACUCACGUCCAGUGCCAAGAGGGGUACUGCAUCCCCCAUUACAUGUUUUGUAACGGCUACAUCGACUGCCCGAAUGGCGAGGACGAGAACUGGCAGGAAUGCGAGAAACAGUGCGCCAACAUGUACAAGUGCAAAUAUUCAAGGGUUUGCGUGCACAACGAAAAUCUGUGCGACGGC
Molecule: messenger RNA, 750 nt
Organism: Lymnaea stagnalis (great pond snail)
Lineage: Eukaryota; Metazoa; Mollusca; Gastropoda; Lymnaeidae
Source: the annotation of a GenBank genome assembly